Molecule: messenger RNA, 6668 nt
Organism: Leptopilina heterotoma
Lineage: Eukaryota; Metazoa; Arthropoda; Insecta; Hymenoptera; Figitidae
Exons: 30
Coding region: 33-6524 (2163 amino acids)
Biological process (GO): proteolysis
Molecular function (GO): metalloendopeptidase activity
Source: RefSeq, a predicted model, not a curated record
AGACAAAUUCUUUCUACAUUAAGGACCUAAACAUGAAGUACGUCUAUAUAUUGCUGUACGCUCUCAUUGCGCCACUCUCAUAUUCAAUAGAGAGCCAUAAAAACUGGAUUCAUAAUGAUAUUCAGGAACAGCCACAAACAUAUGAUUAUAAAGUUAUUUCGGUUAAACAUUUAAUUAAAAAAAGAAGUAUUAAUGAAUUAUCAAUAAAAGUAAAACUUAAUGGCACAGACAAGGAAUUUGUUUUGCAAUGUGCAAGAGGCUAUUUUGCUGGUAAAGACACAAGAGUUUGGGAAGCUGAAAUAAUUGGAGAUAACUUUAAGUACACUCUGAAAGAAGGGAUUAUGGAAAAAGUAAAUAUAUCAUUCUAUCAGGACGAGAAAACAAAGUCUGUAGUAUCACAUACAGUGAAUAAAAGAGGAAUUUCUGAAUUUAAUGGUAUUAUUAAUUCUAACGUAAUAAUACAUCCAAUCAGUCAUCUUAUACGUAAACGUCGUGACGCUAAACCAUAUUCCGAGUAUGAGAAUGACAAUAUCAACAAUUAUCACGUAAUAUAUAAACGAGACAUUUCUUCUUUCUAUGAUCAUGAUGAUAAUAAUGAAGAGUCUAAUGAGAUAACAGAAGACUUAAAUUUAGAAACACCGGACAUAGUGUAUCCAGAAAUUUUAGUAUUUGUAGAUAUAACGCUUUAUGAACGUUUUCAAAUGGACAUUGAGAAAACUGUUGCUUAUACUUUAACUCUUUUUAAUGGAGCUGAUCUAACUUACAGAGUUAUGAAAAAACCUUUAGUUCGUUUCAAUAUUGCUGGAAUUGUUCUGUGUCGGAAUCAACCUGUCCCGAACAAACCGUAUCAUAUUUUCCCGAAUGUAUCUACGCUAUUCUCAAAGUUUAUGUAUAAUGAACAUCAAUUCAAAAUGGGAAAAGAUUACGACAUUGCUGUUUUAAUGGGUUCAAAUCCAGAUUUCACUAGUGGAGUUGCAGGUUAUGCAACAGUAGGAGGGGCAUGUUUAAAAAGUAAUGAUGAAAAAGAAAUAUACUCCACUGCCAUUAUGUUGGAUGAUACACUAUUUUCUGGAAUAAAUAUUGCUGCACAUGAAUUAGGUCAUUUGUUUGGAUCCCCCCAUGAUGGUGAUUCAGCGAAGCGAAACUCCAAUUUACCAGGAGCAGAAGCAUGUCCAGAAGAUGAAGGUUACUUGAUGAGCACACGUGCUGAUGCAAAGAACCAAUAUCAUUUUUCUUCGUGCUCCAAAAAAGUUAUGUCUCACUUUUUCAGUCAAGAAACUGCUAAAUGUCUUCUAAAUAAUCCAGCUGAGCAUAGAAAUGAUGAACAAAUGUUAAGAAUACUGCCUGGUAAAUUAUUACCAAUAGAUGAGCAAUGUCGAAGACUUGGAUAUGCCAAGGCAGGAGAAAUAAAUCCUAGCAUUUGCUCUGGAAUAAAAUGUAUCGCUCAUAACAACACUCUGUACACUAAUACGCAAUGGGCACUUGAAGGAACUCCUUGUGAUUUGAAUAAAUUUUGCUUAAGAGGUGAAUGUGCAGACGUACCUUUUAAUGAAACUAAAGCGAACUUGGGUCCAAAUAUAUUAUUCCCACCAUUUUAUCAUCUGCCUGGAAUUAAUAAAUCUGCUGAAGAACAAUGCAGAGAAAGAGGACAUAAAGACUUUACUGAAGCUUAUUUUAAAGGAUGUACAUGUUAUUGCCAAACUACGUACCCAUCAGGUGAAUAUAUCUACUAUCCAAACAAAGCUCAGGAUGGAACAUUGUGUAAUAAUACAGGGUACUGUCGUUACGGAGAAUGUGUGAUUGAAUCUCCUGAUUUAACUCCUACUAUAGAUGAACUAACUACUACGAUAUCUUCUGAAGACGUAACUAUUCCUUCAAAUGAAGUGCCAAUUGAUGAUUCAAUUAAAAAUCCUGAUGACGAAGAAGAGCCAGAAAAUGUUAAGAGUUCUGAUGAUUAUACAACUACAACUACUACGUCUAUUGAAAUAACUAUUCCUUCAAAUAAAGUGCCAAUUGAUGAUUCAAUUAUUAAUUCUGAUGACAAAGAAGAGCCAGAAAAUGUUACGAGUUCUGAUGAUUAUACAACUACAACUACUACGUCUAAUGAAAUAACUAUUCCUUCAAAUGAAGUGCCAAUUGAUGAUUCAAUUAUUAAUCCUGAUGACAAAGAAGAGCCAGAAAAUGUUACGAGUUCUGAUGAUUAUACAACUACAACUACUACGUCUAAUGAAAUAAUUAUUCCUUCAAAUGAAGUGCCAAUUGAUGAUUCAAUUAACAAUCCUGAUAACGUAGAAGAGCCUGAAAAUGUUACAAGUUUUGAUGAUUAUACCACUACAACUACUACGUCUAAUGAAAUAAUUAUUCCUCCUAAUGAAGUGCCAUUUGAUGAUUCAAUUAAUAAUCCUGAUGACGAAGAAGAGCCAGAAAAUGUUACGAGUUCUGAUGUUCACUCUGAUUACGCUGAUUUUGAUACUACAAAUGCUACUACUAAUGACAUAACUAUUCCUUUAAAUGAAGUACCAAUAGAUGAUUCAAUUAACGAUACUGAUGACGAAGAAGAGCCGGAAAAUGUUACGAGUUCUGAUGAUGACUCUGAUUACGCUGAUUUUGAUACUAGAAAUACUACUAUUAAUGACAUAACUUCAAAUGAAGUACCAAUUGAUGAUUCAAAUAACAAUACUGAUGACGAUGAAGAUCCGGAAAACGUUACAAGUUUUAAUGAUUUUACUACUACAUCUACUAAUUCCAAUGACAUAAUUAUUCCUUCCAAUGAAGUGCCAGUAGAUGAAUCAAAUAAUAAUUCUGAUGGUAAAGAUGAGCCGAUAAUCAAUAUAAGAUUUGAUGAUCCUUCUACUACUACUGCAACUUCUGCUAUUUCCACUACUACUUCUGACACUGCUAAUACUACUAUGUCUACACAGAAUGAUACUAUUAGCCUCGACAAUAAAUUAGACGUUAUGACACCUGAAUUUCGAAUUGAGAACCAACAUUGCAGAAAUGCCGGAAGAUUGAAAUUUUUCGCUUUUACCGAUAAGGAAUGUGUUUUCGCCUGUGUAAAUGAAAACGACACUAUAUUUAAUUACCUUGAAAAUUAUGACUCAUUCAAUUCCAAUGAAACAACAAAUUUACUAACCGACCUAAAGUACACAGAAGUAUUGGCUCAAGAUGGAUAUGAAUGCGGGAAUAAUAAAUAUUGCCAAGCUGGAAAAUGUGACAAUAAGGCAGAUUCUGGUAGCACUUUAAGUUCUACUAAAUCAGCUGACAACUCGAAUCAAGAUGAUUUGUUAAUAUCUUAUCAAGAAAAACUUCAGUCGCUGGGUGAUAUGUACGUUUGGACUGAUGAAGUAUGUAAAAACUUUGGAGCAUCAGGUGCUUUGGAAGUUGCUCCAAUCGAUUGUGUCCUGCAAUGCAAGACGUUAUUAUUGAACGUAAAUGACUUUAAUCAUCGUAAUACUUUGCAAGUCAAAAAUUACACCACACAAGCCCCAAAUAAUUUUCCCUGCAGAAAUAAUGGAUCAUGCUUUGAUGGUAAAUGUGUGGUUCAUUCUAACGACUCAGUUAAAGGCAACCUAUUGAACACAACUUCUAAUAACGUUCCGAAUUCUAAUGAUUCACCUCCUUCCGUCGAUAGUGUGACGCCUGCUCUAGAUGAAACAAAUUCUGAAGAUGUCACAAGUUCAACUGAUGCUAAUAAUACAACUUUGGCUUCUUCGGAUGUUGCAACAAAUUCUGAUACCAGCACAAUUUCAACUACUACAAUUUCUUCUUCAGAUUAUAUAACCAUUUUUUCAAGCUCAACAACACCUCAUAAUUUAAUAAACAAUAGUGAUAAUAUUACAGAAUUAGACAGAACAACACCUAUUAAUGUAGAUAAUACAGAAACGUCUACAUCUCAUGGUAUUAUUAGCUUCGAUGAUACUUCAGAUGUUGAACCUGUUGAUAAUAAAUUUGAGAAUGAACAUUGCAAAACAGUUGGACCAUUAGAAUUUUAUGCAUUUACUAAUGACGAUUGUGUUUUCGCCUGCAAAAAUCGAACUGAUACUACAUCUAACAAGAUGGAUUAUCUUGACUCAUAUUAUGAAUUUACAGGAGAAUUGCCAGAUUACGUAUCUGUGUCUGCUCCAGAUGGAUAUAACUGCGGAAACAAUGGGUAUUGUCUGGGUGGACAGUGUGUCGAAAGGACUGAUAAUGAUAGCAAUACAAGUUCUACUGAUUUUACUAACUCAAUGAAAGAAUCCACAACUCCUGAAAGCGUCGAGAAUUCUAGCCAUUUUAAUUCUUCUUCCUCUGAUGGCGUCACGAGUUCUUUAAAUACAACACCUAGUGUUUUAAUUACGAAUGACGAUAGUUCUGAUAAUAACACAAUUUUUAAUGUCAUUAAUGACUUUAAAGAAUCAACAACUCCUGAAAGUAUUUUAGAUUCUAAUAAUGUAACUACACCUCAAAGUGAUACAAUUUUUGAUGCUCCAAAACCUGUGGGCCAGGAAUUACAAAUUAUGAAUGAACAGUGCGAGCGAGCGCAAGAAGGUUACUUUUUCACGCUUCUUCCAAAUAAAUGUUUUAUAGGGUGCAUUCUUGACAAGUACAUGGCAUACCAUCCCGAUAAAGAUAAUGAUACCACUUAUCAAGCAAUUCGUGAUAAUUAUAUAUUUUUCCAAGAGUAUAAAGAAGUUGUCGUUCAAGAUGGAUUUAAAUGCACAAAUAAUAAAUAUUGUCUAGGUGGACAAUGUGUUGAAAGAACUACUACUGAUAGCAAUACAAGUUCUACUGAUUUCACUAAAACAGUCGAAGAAUCUACAACUCCUAAAGGAGUCGAGAAUUCUACUGAUUUUUCAUCUUCUUCUUCUGAUAGUAACACAAAUUCUCUAGAUUCAACAACACAUCGUGAUUUAAUUACGAAUGACGAUAGUUCUGAUUAUAACACAAUUUCUAAUGACAUUGAUGACUUUGAAGAAUCAACAACACCUGAAAGUAUUUUAGAUGUUAAUGAAGUAACUACACCUCAAAAUGGUACUACGUCUGAUGCUCCAAAACCUGUGGACCAGGAAUUACAAAUUCUGAAUGAACAGUGCGAACAAGCGAAUGAAGGUUACUUUUUCAUACUUCUUCCAAAUAAAUGUUUCAUAGCGUGCACCCUUGACAAGUACUUGGCAUACCAUCCUGAUAAAGAGAAUGAUGACAAUUAUCAAACAAUUCGUGAAAUUACUAUGUUUCUCGAAGAAUAUAAAGAAGUUGUCAUUCAUGAUGGAUUUAAAUGCAAAGAUAAUGGAUAUUGUCUAAGUGGACAGUGUGUCGAAAGGACUAUUACUGAUAGCAAUACAAGUUCUACUGAUUUUACUGACUCAGUGAAAGAAUCCACAACUCCUAAAAGAUUCGAUAAUUCUAGUGAUUUUAAUUCUUCUUCCUCUGAUGGCGUCACGAGUUCUUUAAAUACAACACCUCGUGUUUUAAUUACGAAUGAUGAUAGUUCUAAAAAUAACACAAUUUCUAAUGACAUUGAUGACUUUAAAGAAUCAACAACACCUGGAAGUAUUUUAGAUGUUAAUGAUGUAACUACACCUCAAAGUGGUACUACCUCUGGUACUUCAGAUCCUGUGGACAAGGAAUUACAAAUCAUGAAUGAACAGUGCGAGCGAGCGAAAGAAGGUUACUUUUUCGGGCUUCUUCCAAAUAAAUGUUUCAUAGCGUGCACUCUUGACAAGUACUUGGCAUACCAUCCUGAUAAAGAUAAUGAUGACACUUAUCAAGCAAUUCGCAAUGAUUAUGUAUUCUUCCAAGACUAUAAAGAAAUUGUUGUUCAAGAUGGAUUUAAAUGCAAAGAUAAUGGAUAUUGCCAAAGUGGGCAGUGUGUUGAAAAGACUGAUUCUGAUACCCUAGAUAAAAUGGCACCCCCCUCAUUAGAAUCUGAUGAUUUUAAUACCAAUGUUGAUAGUGACACAAUAUCAUCACCUAUUGAUACGGUUAAUAAAGAAUUAUCCAGACCAGAAGAUAAUAUUAACUCUAAUACUUUAAAUUCUCCACAUAGAGAAUUACAAAUUCUGUACGAACAGUGCAACCAAUACGGAUUAUAUUAUUUCUUCAGUCCUCUUGAAAAUAACUGUGUGAUAGCCUGUACAGCUUCUAAAGACUUGGAAUACCAUCCCAAUAAACAAAAUGAUUACUUUUAUGAACAGAUCAGAAUGUUUAGUAUACAAUACGAAGAAUACAGCCAAAUUCCCGUUCGGGAUGGAUUGAAAUGUAGUGAUAAUGGAUAUUGUCAAAGUGGUAAAUGUUUGAAAAAGACUACUUCUGGUGUUUCUUCACUCUUGUCUAAGGAUGCUCUUAUUGAAUUGGCUAAUAACGAAUGCCAAAAAAUUGGAACAUUAGGUGCUUUCAAUAUCUCUUCGAUUGAUUGUGCCUUAAAUUGCAUGGAGAUAAAUAUCUAUUCAAGAUCUUUUACAAUUAACCAGAAACUUGCUCCUAAUGGAUUUCCUUGCAGUAAUAAUGGAAUUUGUAACGAGGGAACCUGUCUACGAAUUUUCUAACGGAGCUUUAAAUAUUAAACAAAAAUAUUGGAGAAAAGAAACAAUAGUUCUGAAUCAAAUGGUUUUAGAAUUAUUAUUUAUAACUGUAUAUUUACUAAAUAUUUAAUUAUUUAUCUACUGUAAAAUAUAUUGCGAAAUUAAAUA